AUGCGAUCGGAAGUAACAAACGAAGACAGUUUGACGGAGGAAUGGAGCUCAAAGGAGGCACACUCGAGUAAAACCCCUCGCAGAACAUCUCGUCGUAUCGAGAGACACAACCUGAGAGCCUCGAAAUCGUCUCGUGUGAGUACGCCGAGGGAGAAAACCCUCAGGAGACUGGAGAGUAACGAGCGCGAGAGAAUGAGGAUGCACAGUCUCAAUAACGCAUUUCAGAGCCUGAGGGAAGUUAUUCCACAUGUCAGCAAGGAGAGGCGUCUCUCCAAGAUCGAAACUCUCACAUUGGCUAAGAAUUAUAUUGUCGCGUUGACCGACGUCAUCUGUGCCAUGAGGAGUGAUGAUCAGGAAGGGCAAACACAAAAAAUUAAUAAGGAAGUUGGGGAUUUAAAUAAUUGCCUAAAUAUCAACACUCCGAAUUCGUCCAGGGCCUCCACUCCAGAGUUGCAGAGCUCCAGCGAGGAGAACCUUGCUAAUUCCAUGUGGAACGAUAGCUCGAGCAGGUCUGCUGGUCUCUGA
Molecule: messenger RNA, 525 nt
Organism: Diachasmimorpha longicaudata
Lineage: Eukaryota; Metazoa; Arthropoda; Insecta; Hymenoptera; Braconidae
Product: protein dimmed-like
Exons: 2
Coding region: 1-525 (174 amino acids)
Biological process (GO): sensory organ development; axon development; positive regulation of transcription by RNA polymerase II
Cellular component (GO): nucleus
Molecular function (GO): protein dimerization activity; E-box binding; DNA-binding transcription factor activity, RNA polymerase II-specific
Source: RefSeq, a predicted model, not a curated record